Messenger RNA from Drepanopeziza brunnea f. sp. 'multigermtubi' MB_m1, 1656 nucleotides. Lineage: Eukaryota; Fungi; Ascomycota; Leotiomycetes; Helotiales; Drepanopezizaceae. The record is from RefSeq and is a predicted model, not a curated record.
AUGCCCAUGACAACUCGUGCUUUCGGGGGCGAGAACAAUGAGUACGGGGAAAAGUCCGGCUUUGGAGGCCCAGAUGAUCUUGCUUCGGUAUCCAAUGCUGAAGGACGCGACCUUUUGGCUGGACAGGAUAUCGAUCCCGUGCUUACUGCAAAGAUGCGUAUUAUCAAUGAUGUGAGACGACUUCUACAAUCUCAGAAGCCUCGUGCCCAAGGAAAUAUGACUGAUGAAGCUAAGGCUAUCGAUGAGAUUGGCUGGACUCCAUAUCAUUGGAGACUAUUUGUCUUGAAUGGCUUCGGAUACGCCGUCGACUCCCAGCUUCUCCUCCUCCAAAGCAUCAUCGCAACCCAAGCCAGCUAUGAGUUCAGCCCAUCUUACCCCCGCGCCCUCACUGUUGCUGCCAACUUCGGUAUGCUCGUCGGAGCUCUCUUCUGGGGCCUGGGUGCGGACAUGGUUGGCCGUCGCCUCGCUUUCAAUCUAUCCCUCUUCAUUUGCUCCAUCUCUACAAUCGCCGCCGGUGCAGCGCCAAACUGGAUUGCUCUGGCGUCAAUGGUUGCAAUGGUGGGAUUUGGAGGUGGUGGAAAUCUAACCAUGGACAUGACUGUCUUGGUUGAGUAUUUGCCAUCGAACAAGCAAUGGGUUCUCGCUUGGUUGGCAUCUUGGUGGGGUCUUGGCCAAGCAUUUGCUGGCUUCAUUGCCUGGGGGUUUCUACCGCGCAAAAAAUGGAACUGUCGAAAUCCAUUCGACGACAACGACAUCAGAGCCUCUACCUGCCACAAAUACGACAACGUCGGCUGGCGAUAUUUCAUGUAUACAUCUGGUGCCAUGGUCUUCAUCAUGAGCAUUGCUCGCGUGACCGUCAUCCGCCUUCAAGAAACACCCAAGUACCUUCUCAGCGAAGGAAAGGAUGCCCAACUCGUCGCCGACUUCCAAAUCAUGGCCAUCAAGUACAACCGUUCCUGCUCUAUCACAUUCGAUAUGCUCGAUGCGUGCGGGGCCAUCAACUCUAUACGUGGCCCGUCCAAGUCUUCGAUCCCGGGACUUUCGGUGCAUUUUCGAGGUUUGUUCGCUACACACACGCUUGCAUUGUCGACGUCUCUGAUUUGGCUGAGCUGGACCUUGACUGGUCUCGCGUAUCCGCUAUUUUAUCUAUCUUUGAAUAGUUACCUUGCGUCGAGGGGUGCGGAUUUCGGAGUUGCGAGUGAUUUUGAGAAAUGGAGGAAUUAUGCUUUGGUAAACAUUUCGAGCAUCCCCGGCCCGAUGCUCGCUGGCUAUAUGUGUAACCGUCGUCUCCUCGGCCGCAAAUACACCAUGGUUAUCGGCGCCCUCACGACCACGGCGUUCUUCUUUGCUUUCCCCCAAGUUCGGACCCAGGCUCAAAAGGUGGGCUUCAGCUGUGCCAUGGGUUUCACGUAUAGUGUAUUUUAUGGCACAUUGUAUGCGUAUACUGCUGAGGUUUUGCCGAGUGCGCAUCGCGGGACGGGUCAUGGGGUUGCGGUCGCUUGCAACCGGGCCAUGGGAAUUUUGAGCGCGGUCAUGGCUACACAUGCUGAUAUCACUACUUCGGUCCCGAUAUAUGUUUGUGCGGCGCUGUAUAUCGCCAUGGCUGCUGUGGCUAUUGCGUUUCCGCUCGAGCCGUAUGGGAAGCGGAGUUCGUAA